Messenger RNA from Canariomyces notabilis, 705 nucleotides. RefSeq lists its product as uncharacterized. Lineage: Eukaryota; Fungi; Ascomycota; Sordariomycetes; Sordariales; Chaetomiaceae. Bases 1 to 705 code for a protein of 234 amino acids. The transcript is spliced from 3 exons. The record is from RefSeq and is a predicted model, not a curated record.
AUGAGCCCUCUGUGCAACCGGAUAAUAACCAACUGGGAGAGACGCAGCGCGAAGCCUGACCCACUCAGCGGUAGGUUGUGGAGGCACAAGCCCAUUGUUAAUCUGAGGCUAAUGUCUCCUGCUAUGGCCGCCCAGUUUUGGCACUCUCUUCCCGGAGGGGAAGCCGACUCGGAAGCGGUGCCACUUCGCUGGGCCUUCUUCCCCAAAGGUCCGAACCCUGAUUUCAGCCAUCUCCAUCAUAUCAACUUUGUGGCUGAGUACGAGAGCGAUGAGGAGGAGCAAGAGGAAUCCGAUGACGAUUCGGUUAUAAUAUUCACAGAAACGCCCCCUGAUGCGGACUGCAUGGCAGCCUUCCCUACGGAGGAAGUCAUCCAGUACACCUCUGACGAGGUAAGCUACGCCUCCUCAUACUCUUUCCCCCAGACCCCCUUCCAGUUGGAUUACUCAUUCUGGCCUAACGUUAGGCACUACCUUAAAUCCAGCUUUUCGAAACCGAGAGUCUCUGAUCCGAUGUGCACGCUGUGCAGGCAGCGCAUGCACAUCCCACACCUAUCCCCCUACCUCAACAAAGGGGGUAGCAAUGUUGCCGACCCCAAUCUGCAAGCAGUAGUACUGCCCUGCGGGCACAUCUACCAUUCUGACUGCUUCGACAAGCUGGACCACUCGUACGAGGAGCGCAGCCGAUACACAAUGUGCCCGACCUGA